AUGGAGGAAGAAGAGGAGGAGGAAGCUCACGCGGACGUGCUGGAGCUCUGGCAGGAAGGACUCGCCCGACUGGUCCAGGACCCGCUGCUCUGCGACCUCCCAGUUCAGGUGACCCCCGAGGAGAUCAGCUCGCAAGUGGCGCUGGAGUACGGGCAGGCCAUGACAGUGCGCGUGCGCAGAGCCGACGCCCCCGAGGCACCAAUGCCGGUGGUGGUGGUGCAGAAUGCCAGCGUCCUGGACCUGAAGAGGGCCCUCCGGCGGUUCGUGCAGCUGCGGCAGGAGCGUGAGGGGGGCAUUCAGCACAUCAGCUGGAAAUACUUGUGGCGCACCUACUGCCUGACCUUCGGCGGAGAGAAGCUGACGGAUGACCGGAAGAAGCUGAGAGAGUAUGGCAUCCGCAACCGGGAUGAAGUCACCUUUGUGAAAAAGAUCCGGAAGUGAGUCCCCAGGCAAGCCUCUGCAUGACCUUGAAGGGAAAGAGGCCCUCAUGGGAACUAUAGGAGCAUCAGAGGGGAGGCUUCACAUGAGCCCCUGAAGCCCAGGUACUAACCAGGGGACCAGAGGCACCUGCCUGCCUGCCUGCCUUUGGAGGGCAGGGCCAGGUCCCUCUCCCUGAAUGGAGCUGGGAGCCUUCCUGACCAGUGCUGGCCAGAGGGUGGGUGCAAGGCCUUGAGCAUCAACUGUUGGAUUUGUAAUAAAGCUUGAGUAGUAA
Anolis sagrei ordinatus is the source of this 712-nucleotide messenger RNA. It is a transcript of the gene SNRNP25, whose product is annotated as small nuclear ribonucleoprotein U11/U12 subunit 25. Gene Ontology annotation, biological process: mRNA splicing, via spliceosome. Gene Ontology annotation, cellular component: U12-type spliceosomal complex. NCBI's taxonomy places the organism in Eukaryota, Metazoa, Chordata, Lepidosauria, Squamata, Anolidae. Gene Ontology annotation, molecular function: protein binding. The record is from RefSeq and is a predicted model, not a curated record.